AUGGCUCAGAGGGACCAUUGCAGAGAGCUACUUGUCUUUUGGUGCUUUGGAGUGAAUCAUGUCAGCCAUGAGGAAAAGCGCGUUUAUCUAUUGGUGUCGUCAAUCUUUAUUUCAUUUCUGGUGGUUGGUUACCAAGCAACGGGCGAUUUCUCUGAAGAGUGUCCGCCAAUGCAAGUCUCUUGUGGGUGGAUUGUAUCAGCAACAAACAACAGCAUCCAUAUCGUUGGUGACAUAUCAAGCUUUAUCCCAUCAUCUGGUUCUUCUCGUUAUCGGCAAUUCGGUGGGCAUCCUGAAAUGAAGGUCUCUUAUCGAUUGAUCACAUCAGCAACAAGGAACAACUUGUAUAUCUUUGAUAUCAGCAAGCUUUCUAUCUCUUGGUGGUUCUGGUUAUUGGCGAUUCCUUUGAUGGAUCUUUACAACUAUACGUGUCUUAUGGAUGGAUCAUGUCAUCAACAAGCGAUGAGAGUCCGCGUUGACAUCUUUGGUGUUACCAAGGUCAUUUAUGCAUCUCCUCAAGGCAUUCAUCGUCAAGCUGCAUUCGAUUUCCAAUGA
Messenger RNA from Lichtheimia ornata, 552 nucleotides. RefSeq lists its product as uncharacterized. The coding region runs from base 1 to 552 and encodes 183 amino acids. Lineage: Eukaryota; Fungi; Mucoromycota; Mucoromycetes; Mucorales; Lichtheimiaceae. The record is from RefSeq and is a predicted model, not a curated record. The transcript has 3 exons.